This is a messenger RNA of Gambusia affinis (western mosquitofish), 1208 nucleotides long. RefSeq names its product Ts translation elongation factor, mitochondrial (gene tsfm). The record is from RefSeq and is a predicted model, not a curated record. Gene Ontology annotation, cellular component: mitochondrial matrix. Gene Ontology annotation, biological process: mitochondrial translational elongation. Bases 153 to 1076 code for a protein of 307 amino acids. The transcript is spliced from 6 exons. Gene Ontology annotation, molecular function: protein binding; translation elongation factor activity. Lineage: Eukaryota; Metazoa; Chordata; Actinopteri; Cyprinodontiformes; Poeciliidae.
GCUGUCCUCCAGACCUGUAGAUGGCGCUAAUUAAAAGUACCGGUCUGUAACUCGGUUUUUUUUGUCCUAGCUAGGCUUCCUUCCUUCCACAGCGUGUAUUUCAAUGACAUUGUAAGCUUUCAUAAGAGAGCUGUGUUUUCCAGUUUUUAAUCAUGUCGCUAGCUUUCUUAUUUAGAGCUGUUACAAGAGAAGCCGUAAAGGUGAGCGUCAGACAGCCUGUGCAGUGUUUGCACUCCGGAUGUCAGCUGCUGUCUGCAGAUAAAGCCCUGCUGAUGAAACUGAGGAAAAGCACCGGCUACACCUUCAUUAAAUGCAAGGAAGCUCUGGAGAGGUUUGAGAAUGACAUAGCACAGGCUGAAAGCUGGCUACAUGAGCAGGCCCAGAAAGAAGGCUGGAGCAAAGCCAGCAAGCUGGAGGGUCGAAAAGCCAAAGAGGGUCUGAUCGGCCUGUUUGUGGGGAAACAAGCCGCAGCGAUGGUGGAGGUGAACUGUGAGACUGAUUUUGUUGCCCGUAAUGAGAAGUUUCAGCAGCUGGUGAAGGAUGUCACUCUUGCCACAUUGGCACACCAUCAGGAUAAAAACCAAAACCUGACAGGAUAUGUAAAGAGUGUCCUGUCUGGUGACGAGUUGAAUAAACUCGGUGUGGGAGAAGGAUCUUCACUAGCUGACCAUGUUGCUCUCACAAUAGGUCGUCUUGGUGAGAACAUGUCUUUAAAGCGGGCAGUGACCGUGGGAGUCCCUGCUGAGUGGCACAUAGGCUCAUACGUACAUGGCAACGUCAGCGGUCAGACGGAGGUGACAAUGGGUCGCUAUGGCGCUCUGGUUGUUUUCCAGGGUGGAAAGGACGAAGAACGAGACACUUUAGGUCGUAAACUCGGCCAGCAUGUAGUGGGGGAGGCCCCUUUGUCUCUAGGGAACGUGGAUGACCUGCCUUGUGGUGAAUCUGAGACACGGCUGCUGCCUCAGACCUUUCUGGGAGACCCCAGUAGGACUGUGGCAGAGUUCCUCAAGGGACAACAGGCUCGAGUGUUGGACUUUGUCCGAUUUCAGUGUGGAGAGACACUAGGAGAGCAAUAAGGAGUUCCCAUAACAUUUCUCUGUGUUUUUCAUGUACAGCGACGAAAUGCAAGAGAAGGAUUCACAGAAUGGUAUGACAAAUGUGAUGAAGUUGAAAAUGUAACAAUAAACUUUUUACCAGUAAAUGUUCAA